AUGCAUGAAAACGCAAAAUCUUCGUCAGCGGAACAACAACGACUCGGAAUGAUUGAAGAGGAUGACGAUGAAUUUUUAAUGAUGGCCGAAAAGGAUUACACAUCACGAAGAAAAACAAUAGACUCUUCUCCUUUUACUACAACAUCAUACAACAAAGAAUUGAUAGGAGAGCUUAUUGAACGAUCACAUUUAAGCUCAUCCAUUGAUUCAAAUGACAUUGAAAAACUUGCUUCGGAGUUAUCCUCUCUGAGUGUGGGAUUUUCGAGUAUUUCAACAACUUCACCAGUCCGACCACAUCGCUUCAGUAAGCCCAUCGAUAGUUUGGUAUCAUCACCACAAAUUUCUUCUUCUGAUGAUAGCUCUUUAUCCAUUUUCCUUUCUCAAAGAUCAAAUCUUGCCAACAAGGAACAUGUUUCUUGCAAACUUGAAUUGCAACGAAAAAAGAUAGAGUUUGAAAGAAUUUUAAGAGAAACACAAAUACAAUUAGCUGACCAGGAAGCACAGUUUAAAAACGAAAAACACCUUUUAGAGAUGGAAAUUUUAAAAUAUAAAACACAAUUAGAUCAAGAUGAAAAAAAGCUAAUCACUCUUCAGUCCAAUGUACAGCAAUUAGAGCGUCGUCUGAAUGAAGGCCAAGAAAAAAUUAUUAAUGCUGAAUCAAUCAUAACAGAAGCUAGAGAGACUUCACAGCAAUAUAAACAAGAAAAUAAUGCCCUUAAGGAAAACAUUUCAGAAUUGACAAGAAUUUUAGAAAUGGCUGAGAAUGAAAAAGCCCAGUACAAACGACAGUACGACAAUUUACUACAGGAGCAUAAAUCUCAAGUGGAACUUCUUGAAAAACGAUGUCAUACGGUAGAAUCUGAACUAAGCACGAGAAUAAUUUCGCUCGAGGAACACAAAGCCAAGGGAGAAAUGUUUGAUACCAUCAAUCUUAAAGCAAAAAACUAUGAAGAUGACGCCAGAAGGUAUCAACUGGAGCUUGAAGCUACAAAGAACGAACUGGAGAAAUUGAGAGAGGAGCACAAUGGAUUGCAAUUAGAAUUGACAAAUGUUAAACAGCAAGUCGAAUUAUUGAAAAAUGACAAAAUGUAUCUGACUAAGGAAGUUGAAUCAACUCGAAGUGAGAGAUCACGAGACGAAAAUGAAAUUUCUAGAUUAGAAAGCAAAGUAAAAGAAAUGAGAAAAGAGAAGAAGGCUUUGUAUGACCGAUUAUUAUCUGUAAAGGAAGAAUCAAAAACUGAAUAUGAGAGGCAUUUGCAAGAAGAAAUUCAACAACUACGAAACAAAACUCAGCAGGAUUUGGAAACCAUCAAACAAAAUUCACAAGAGGUGUUCGAACGUGAAAACAGGUUGAUACGGGAAGCAAAGGAAGCAGCUGAAACUCAAGUAGAAAAAUUGAAACGCCAACUUGAGGACAGUCGAGAUGCACAUAAUAACCUCAUGAUUGAGUAUAACACAUUGAAAAGUAUGAUGGAAAAACAAAUGAGCGAAAUGAGAACUCAAGCAAAUAUCAAAAUUUUUGAGAAUGAACGAUUGCAAGUGACCCUAUUAGAUACCACAGAAAAUUUGAAACAAUGCAAGAAGGAGAACGAAAUUUUAAUCAAGAAACUGGAUGUGAUGAAAACAGAGUGCUAUACUCAACAAAACACAAUGGGAAAGAAAAUAACUGAAUUAGAAACCAAAUACGAGGCUGCAAUGAGAGAACUGAGCCAAUAUCAGAAUCUGGAAAAAGAUCUAGAUGCCAUCAUGCAAAUCAGCGGGCAAGAACAAUCAAUAGCGGAAUCAGAAAAAAUUGUGAAUGAAUUAUCUGCUCUCCUACCAACAGGAAAACGGGUGAAGAAUAGUAUUCAACUUGCUAAAAAGGUGUUCGAUUUGGAAAAACAGCUUUCUCAAAAAACAACAGAGUUGGAAAAUGCAGAAAACACUAUUGCCGCUCUUACAGAUAGACUAAACAAGACCAAAAAACAUUUAGAGACAGCUGCGCAACCAUACAAUUAUCUUGUCAAUUCAAUAGAGGAAAAGGACAAAGAAAUUGACUCUCUUAAGAAAAACACCAAGAUCUUGGAAAAGGAUUUGAAACGAGCAAAGCAUGAAAAUGAAAAAUUAAGGAAAGUCAAAUCUAGACUUGAGCAAGAUAUUGACCAAUUAUUGCAACACAAUAAUGUCACGUCCAAGCUCAAAGACCUCCUACUAAGUCUAAAGCAUGAACAAGAAUCCAAUGUGAUCGAGUUUAUUAGCCCUUAA
Molecule: messenger RNA, 2244 nt
Organism: Naegleria fowleri
Lineage: Eukaryota; Heterolobosea; Eutetramitea; Acrasida; Naegleriidae
Exons: 2
Coding region: 1-2244 (747 amino acids)
Biological process (GO): cilium assembly
Cellular component (GO): centriolar satellite
Source: RefSeq, a predicted model, not a curated record